This is a messenger RNA of Bombyx mandarina (wild silkworm), 4578 nucleotides long. Its product is annotated as oxysterol-binding protein-related protein 9. NCBI's taxonomy places the organism in Eukaryota, Metazoa, Arthropoda, Insecta, Lepidoptera, Bombycidae. Gene Ontology annotation, cellular component: Golgi apparatus; cytosol; membrane. The record is from RefSeq and is a predicted model, not a curated record. Gene Ontology annotation, molecular function: sterol binding.
AUGAUGGAGGGCUCUCUUAGUAAAUGGACCAAUGUUAUGAAAGGAUGGCAGUACCGUUGGUUCGUGCUCGACGAGAAUGCUGGUCUCCUUUCUUAUUAUACGUCAAAAGAGAAGAUGACAAGAGGCGUGAGACGUGGCUGCGUGAGACUCCGAGCGGCUGUCAUCGGUAUAGAUGAUGAAGAUGAUUCAACAUUCACGAUUACCGUCGAUCACAAGACUUUUCACUUUCAGGCGAGAGACGGCGCUGAACGCGAGCGUUGGGUGAGAGCAUUAGAAGACACUAUAUUGAGGCAUGGUAGACGAGAGAGAUGGUCCCGAUGCGUGCCGGCCCCUAGACACAGACACGGCGACUUGGAGAGGCGCAUAGCUGAGGCCGACGCGUAUCUACAGAUCAUGAUUGAACUCGUAUCUAAAAUGAACACAAGGGUAUCGGAAUUAUCAGACCCUCAAGAGAAGGGUAAAGGACAAAUUAUUCUAGAUCAUUCUAAUGCAAUGCUGGACAACAUCAAACAUUCCAUCGUGCUACUACAAAUAGCAAAGAACACCGUGAAUCCAGUCAACGGAAUUUACCAGGGACCAACGAAUCCUUCGCAAACACAUAUCAAACAAAGUGGGGAGAUGUCACCACGUGUGGAAAUAGGUUCGGAAUGCAGAGAGCUGGCAACACCGACACACGACAUGCCGGCCUUAGAGGAUAUAGACACGGCGCGACCCGCCAUGUCCUUACUGGUGCCUGACACGUCGUAUUCUUCGUCGGAAGGCGAAGACGACUUCUACGACGCUGAUGAUGAACCGGCCACUUCCAUUCAACCAGGUUCCAGCGUUAGCAGGAAUCAUCCGGCGGAGGGUACGCCCGAGCAAGACUCGGCGCAGCCCGCGACCGUCGACCUGCCUCGCACUAGAGAUGGAGAGAUCGACUAUGAUGCUCUCUACGAGGACGAAUCGGACAGUGACCUCGGAUCGAUGGAGAACCACGGCUCGGUUGUCACGCAUCUCCUGUCGCAGGUCAAGAUCGGAAUGGAUCUCACGAAGGUUGUGCUCCCGACUUUUAUACUGGAAAGACGAUCGCUGUUGGAAAUGUACGCGGAUUCGUUCGCUCAUCCCGACCAAUUUAUAAAGAUAGUAGAGCUGCCGACGCCGCGCGAGAGAAUGGUGCAAGUGAUCCGCUGGUACCUGAGCUCGUAUCACGCCGGUCGCAAGUCGCAAGUCGCCAAGAAACCCUACAACCCCAUACUGGGGGAGGUGUUCCGCUGUCACUGGGACCUGGACGGGGCACUCGAUAACCCCAAUGAUAAGCAAGAGGUAGGGGACGGUCCGGUGCCGUGGUGCAGUCCGGACCAGCUGUCGUUCGUAGCCGAGCAAGUGUCCCACCAUCCCCCCAUAUCGGCCUUCUACGCGGAGCACGUCAACAAACGCAUCCAGUUCGAGGCCUGGGUGUGGACGAAGAGCAAGUUCCUCGGCCUGUCCAUAGGAGUCCACAACAUCGGGAAGGGCACGGUCACGCUCAUCGAUCUCGGAGAGGAGUACACUUUGACAUUCCCCAAUGGUUACGGCAGAUCAAUAUUAACGGUACCGUGGAUCGAACUGGGUGGCUCUGUGGUCAUCGAGUGCGUGCAAACGGGCCACAAAGCCAACAUAGAGUUCCUAACGAAGCCAUUCUACGGCGGCAAGAAGCACAGAGUCACCUGCGAGAUAUUCGCCGGCGCCGAGAAGAAGCCGUACUACACCGCGCAGGGCGAGUGGAACACCAGGAUGGAUGGGAGGUGGACCGACUCAGGGCGGUCGGAGAUCCUGUUCGAAGUGAGCAACAUGAAGCCGCGGCGCAAGCGCGUGGCGCCCGUGAGCCGGCAGCUGCCGCACGAGUCGCGCCGCGUGUGGCGCCACGUCACGUGCGCCCUGCGCGCCGCCGACUGCGACGCCGCCACGCUCGCCAAGCGACACGUGGAGCAGGCGCAGCGGGACGCCGUCAAGCACCGCGAGGCCAGCGGGGAGAAGUGGCAGACGCAGCUUUUCAGUCCCAGGAUCGAAGAAGGCUGGGAGUACAAGUCGCCUCUUAAGAACCGUAACGUGCCCUGCAAAUCGCCCCAACACAAGCACUCUGAGAACGACAACACGAGAUAAUCGUAUCAAAGUAGAAGAAGAGACUUUAUUUAUAUCAACACUAAGGUAGUGAUUCCUGUCACGGCUAAACCGGUCCCUUUAGUGCAGGCACGUAGCCGAAUCCAUGGGUAAUGUUGCUAGAUUAAAUAAAACGGGAAGUUAAUAGUCGUAGUAACUUUUUGAAAAUUGAUAUACUUUUUUUUUAAAUCGGAUUUAAUUUCCAGUAAAAUGUAUGUAGAAGAUAAUAUUCUUUGUUGUUCGUUAACUUCAUAGACAACGUGGCGUCUCGGGCAAGUCGUUAUGCAUCUUGAAAUGUCCAUGUUUCCAUUUUUGAUUGUGUAUAAAACCACUUUUAUGCUGUUAGCACACACACGAUCGGUAUAUUUUUUUAUUUUUUUUGAACUAAAUUUCAAUUUUGGUCAGUGCUAUAGAAAAAACAAAUUAAAAACUCACUUGAACCUUUCAGUCUAAAUCCAUCUUAAAAUAACAUUGUAAUAAAUCUGAGAGAGAGUUACGUGCCUGUGUAUAAUUAUAGGUCGUAGAAUGUUUAUAGCGGUUCGGUUGAUAGACUAUACGAAUAAAUGCUUCUGUUUAGUAAAUAUUGGUCAAAUGAAAAUAAGUACCAAUACAAAAUUAAUACUCGAUUUCUUGCCAAUUUGACAAGAGUCCCAACAGAAGAAUAUCUGUAUUGUUACUUCAAUAGUUCGGUAGCGCGUCUGUCGCCCAGAAGUAUGAACUUAAAAAUUUAAGAAAGGAAAAGGCAUAAACAGGAGCAUUAAACUCAUCUUAGUAAAAGGAUCGGCUGUUCCCGCAUAUGGACGCCAUCUUGUUAAAGAGAUUUUCAAACAAAAUGGCGCACGUCUAGAUGUUAAUAAACACGACCACGUUACAUGUUUAAUAGGUUAAGGUUAUUUAAAAAUAUUGUGUAGAUAAAACUUAAAGAAAUGUUGUACAAAAGUUGUAUGAGUUUUUUUUUUGUUUACAUUUUUUGUUCAUAAUUGAUUAGCAUCUUUGGAAAGAUUUUUUUUUACUUUUUGCGAAUACAGCAUUCAAUUUUUAGUGGGUUUGUUGUGAGGACAUGAGUAGAUGUUAUACUUUUAAAUUUAUGGACAUAAUUUGACAUGUACUUGGUUCAACAAAUAUCUAUACCUCAAUCUUAUUACAAAAGUACUCGUGAUUAAUGUAGUUAUCAUAAAUGUCAACUGUCAAACUGACAGUACGAAUCUUGUUGUAUAGAGAUGAAAUGUUAUCUAAAUUUACUGCUUAACGGCCUAUAAUAAAUAGUUUGUAAUGGCAGAAAUGGCAUGAUUGUUAGCGAUAACGCCAUAAAUAUAUGUAAAUAAAUACAUGUGGGAGCGAAAAAAACAUACAUGUGGGAGCUACAAAAAAGCUUGUUUGAACACACGCUUAAAGCACUCUGGUAAUAGAGAGAGAGAAAGCUGCAGAAUGGACGUUGUAGUUUUUUUUUUCAAGGUAAAGUACUCGUUAAUAAUGUUUUGUACUUAACACGAUCAACACAAUGGCCGUUAGACUUUCAGAUGACUAUUCUAAAACAAUGAAAAUUAAUUGUGAUAUCUUAUAUCUUAGGACUCUCGGUAUAAACUUUGCUGAAACACGAGAGGUGAUGAUAUUGGUUCGUUUUUAUAGAACCAGAAAUAUUAAAUUCAAUAUCCCUUUGCUCGGACGAAAUAGGAUUCCAAGGCAAAGGGAAUAAAUAGGCAGGCACCUCUUAAUACAAAUUGUCGAAAAUAUUGUAGAAUAUAUUAAGUAACACGAAUUUUGUUUGUAAGUUACCUACUUUAACGAAACUUAAAAAAAAAAAAAUUAUCGUAUGUAGUUCAGAACGAAAACAGAAGUUACUUACUAUAUCAUAUCUCUUAAUAUAUUUAAGAAAAAAAAAAUAGAUUUUUCACAUCCUUUUUCUACUCUAUACAAUAAUACUAUCGAAAACGUUUGGAACUAAUCUAAAGGCGAUAUUCGUACCAAUACUUCAUCCUAUUGGCCCAACAUCAAUUCUGGAUAUUGGCAACGUUGGUGAUAUCUGUCAAAAUAAGGACUACAGAAUAUGAAUGAAAAUGAUCCCUUUAUUAAAUACAAUGAUAUGAUUAAACACGGCAUGUCGUAUUUACAAUUUCGAUAAUCGUAUUAACACAUAUAAAAUCUUCACAAUACAGAAAUGUUAUAUUUAAAAAAUGAUCAUGAAAUUUCGGUAAAUAAAUGAUCGUUUAAGGGCUCGCAAUGGUUGAUUGAUAUUGAUACUUUUAGGAUUCAAAUCAAAGCCACGUAUAUUAAUUAGGUCCAUGUAGCACUUCGUUAUAGUGAAAAGACUGAAUGAGUGAACGAAAAUGGGUGUACUGUGAAAACUGGCGUGAAGUGAAUUGCAGAAUUUAAUUAUUAUUAUUAUUCUAUCACAUAGACUUAUUCGAUUGAAUAGUUUUAAAACCAUGUUGUAUAUUUAAAUAAAAAAUUAUUACGUAA